CAAUGGCGAUUACGGUUUUAACCAGAUCGGCAUUCCGUCGCCUUAUCACGUCAACCCACAGACCACUCUCUCAAUGCUCAAACCCAAAGCGCCGAGAUUUCUCUACAAAACAAUCAAAUUCCCCAGAAUUCACGCAGCAAUCCCAGUACAGGAAGCUAAUUUCCCUCGCAGAUGUCUUCCAAAGGUACGGUUUCCCUGCAUCUCAGCUCCACGAUUUGCUUUCAAAGAAUCGAUUUUUAAUCUUCUCCAGUUCCUCCGAUAUCGAAAACUCCCUGAAGAUUCUCAUGUCCUUGAAACGGUCUCAGGAAUUUCUCGUUUCCGUGGUUAACAAUUGUCCUUGGAUUCUGGAUUUUGAGUUCCUCAAGAAUUGGGAAUUAGGUAUUUCGGAACUUGGGAUUCCGAAUGCUAGUUCUUUGGUGAUUCGGAAUGUUCUUGAGGUUUCCAGAAAGUUGGGUAUGGGGCCGGGGGAGGUUUCUGGGUUUGUAUCGCGUUUGAAGAGUUUAGGGUUUAGUGAUGGAACUGUGGCUAGGGUUUUAGAGGAGUUUCCUAUGGUACUUGUCAUGAAUGAGGAUGGAAUUCGGGACAGAAUUGAAUUCUUGGUGGGAACUGGAAUUGAUAAGAACCAAAUUGAUUGGGUUUUUAAUGUGUUUCCUCGUAUUCUGGCAUGUGGAGUGCAAACUAAGCUGAAGCCCUUGUUUGAUGAAUUUGAAGAUUUGGGUUUUAGCCUGGAUGUGGUCAGGAGAGAAAUUCUUAGGGACCCAGGUGUCCUAGGAUUGGAACUAGGGGAGCUCUCCCGAUGUGUGGGACUGCUGAGGACUUUGAAGUGUCGUGUGGUGAUUAAAGAGAAAAUUCAUCGUGAUGGGUCUUUUAGGGCUGGGAUCGAGGUGAAAAGGAAGGUUGAUUGCUUAUGCAGAUACGGUUUGAUACGUGGGGAUGCCUUUAAGAUAUUGCGGAGAGAGCCGCGAGCAAUACUGUAUGUGAUAGAGGACAUUGAGAAGAAACUCGAGUUCUUAAUACACACGAUGAAACUUGAUGUUCUUUGGGUGGUUGAUGUUCCAGAAUAUCUGGGUGUUAAUUUUGAGAAGCAGAUUGUUCCUCGAUAUGAUGUGAUUGAAUACUUGAGAUCUAAGGGUGGUCUUGGAGGUGAGGUGGGUUUGAAGGGUUUGAUCAAACUCAGCAGGCAGAGAUUUUACAGUCUAUAUGUCAAGCCAUAUCCAGAGUGUGAAAAGUUGUUUGGCGGGUUCGCAAGACAAGUGGAAGUUAAAAGACAACAUCCAGUUGGAAUGUGGAAACUUUUCAAGCCCCAAAAAUACCCAGAAUCCAAAGAAGAUCUUAAGAACAUCAAGUCUUUCAUGGAAAUGCUUGUUUAGUGAGGGGGGCCCAGUUUGUUAAACGUAAAUCAAGUUGGUUUCCUUGAACCUGAUCUCAUUGAAUGGAAAUGUUCUACAUGACAGUAGCUGGUGAACAACUUCAAACUUGCUUUGUUGCAAAAGGGAAUUAACGAUCCCAUUUUAAUGUCAGCUUUUUAUAGCUGAGGUAGAAUGUUGCAGGAUUCUUUAUUAGAGAAGACACGUCUCAGAAGAACUAUCUUUGCCAUCAUUAGAAUGUCUAUCUGUUGCAAGGUCUCUAACUUCUGCAAGUUAGUCAUCAUGGUUGAUUGGCUCUGUCCACCAAUCUGAUCAUGGACAUCAGAACACAAGCACCAGGUGCAAGUUCUGAUAGGAGCCAUGCGGAGCUGUAUACUAGAAUCAAUUUCUGUUGCAUAAUUUUCGAGUUCUUCACAAGCCAAUGAUGCCAAGUCCAAAUUGGUCACUGCUUAGCAGUUUCAAUGCUGAAAGAUGGAGGAUUAAAGAGUAAAGACCAAUGUACGUUAUGGUAACAAUGGGCUUGGUUGAGGAUUCUGGAUGGUUAUCCUGCAUUUGGACAUACUUCUUACGUGCAGUUGAAAAUCGAGACAGGUGAUAGAUUGAAACUAUUCACCUCCCUUUCAUACUACUUACUGGAGGGUGCAGGCUUCUAGCAUAGAGUUGGGUUAGAAUGUUGAAAUGAUAAUUACUAGAACGACUCUUGUAUAACGUUAUACAACUUCCAAGCCUUUUUAUGUCUAAAUGUGCCCCUGGGGCAUAAAGCUCCCACUUUUUGAAGGGUUAUUUUUGUAUACAAUCUCAUUCUCAUUUCACUAGUAGACUAUUUCCAUUAUUUGAA
Molecule: messenger RNA, 2205 nt
Organism: Diospyros lotus (date-plum)
Lineage: Eukaryota; Viridiplantae; Streptophyta; Magnoliopsida; Ericales; Ebenaceae
Product: transcription termination factor MTERF15, mitochondrial
Exons: 2
Coding region: 3-1370 (455 amino acids)
Biological process (GO): regulation of DNA-templated transcription
Molecular function (GO): double-stranded DNA binding
Source: RefSeq, a predicted model, not a curated record